Molecule: messenger RNA, 1283 nt
Organism: Pygocentrus nattereri (red-bellied piranha)
Lineage: Eukaryota; Metazoa; Chordata; Actinopteri; Characiformes; Serrasalmidae
Gene: tigarb
Product: TP53 induced glycolysis regulatory phosphatase b
Exons: 6
Coding region: 2-892 (296 amino acids)
Biological process (GO): negative regulation of glycolytic process; regulation of pentose-phosphate shunt; fructose 2,6-bisphosphate metabolic process
Cellular component (GO): cytosol
Molecular function (GO): fructose-2,6-bisphosphate 2-phosphatase activity
Source: RefSeq, a predicted model, not a curated record
GAUGACAUCACUGAGCUGCGGCACUCUGCCAUAUGAACCAGGAAGAGCCGGACGGUCCUUUAGCUCCGCCGCCGCCGUCGCUUCUGUUUUUAUUAUGAUCGCGUUCGGUUUAACACUCGUCAGACAUGGUGAAACACAGUACAAUAAGGACAAACUACUGCAGGGUCAAGGUAUUGACACCCCCCUUUCAGAAGUGGGAGUGCGACAGGCAGAAGCAGCAGGACACUACCUCAGAGAUAUUCGUUUUACCAAUGCUUUUGUUAGCAAUCUGCAGAGAGCUGUACAGACUGCUGAGAUAAUUUUGAGAAACAAUGUCCACUCUUCUAGUGUUGAGAUGGUGCUGGAUCCAUUACUCAGAGAAAGGCAGGGGUUCGGUGUGGCUGAGGGCAGGCCCAAAGAAGACCUGAAGAACAUGGCCAAUGCAGCAGGCCAGUCCUGCAGAGAUUUCACACCACCAGGUGGAGAAACACUUGAUCAGGUGAGGACCCGCUUCCAGAAGUUCCUUAAGUAUCUGUUCCAGCGAAUCCUGGACAACCACUGUCACGCUGCUCAACACGUGUGUCCCAGUUCUAUCCCAACACUUCCAGAAUCCUUACCACCUGUCGUUGCAGGACUAGCUGACGACGGAGUCGCUGACCUGCUUUUUCACACUUUAGUGGUGAGCCAUGGUGCCUAUAUUCGAGUAGCAGUGCACCACCUGGUGGAGGACCUGCACUGUAGCCUUCCUGUGGGGCUGAAGAUGAACCAGGUAUACUCACCCUGCCCCAACACAGGCAUUUGCAGGUUCACCUUCACUCUAGAUGCAGAUGUGAGUGGCCCACAACCCACUGCAGUCCACUGUGUCUUCAUCAACAGGAGGGAUCACUUGGCUAUCCUCAAAGACUUAGACUAGAGGUUCAGUGUGGUAGCUUCCUGAAAACAGCUACAGCAACUGCAGUGUUGCUUUUGGUUCAGACUUUAAGGACACACUGACUACAGUUUAUAUCCUUUAAUUUAUCGACGAGAAAAAAAGUUUCUGUCUAUGUGAUCUGUGUUACAGUGCAUUGUUUAUUUAAAAUUCUGAGAUUGCUGUGAUCCUAAAUGCAUAAAAAACUAUUUUAUAUUUGCAGUGUGGGGUUUGAAAGACAGCAUGUUUGUGCAAUACUGUUUUUAACAUCCACUAUAUUACCGUUAAACGAAGACAAACUUUGUAUGCAUUUCAUAUGUCCCUCUAUGUGAAAAGAGGACAUGGUGAAAGGUAUUAUAUUCCAUGUGAAAUAAAGAGUGAUGAAUACUUUAGUUCA